ACUUCAUUCCGAUUUCGUUUAACAGAACUAAAGCUUCCUUGACCCAUUCAUCGCGAACGUCGUUAGCACGUAAUUGAUCAUUCAGCUAUAUUACAAACAAUUAACUUUUGAAAAACGACAUUGAAAGAGUUUGACCAAUGAGUUCGUUGUGGGACUUUGGCAAGAAGUCGAUUUUGCAGAACCUCAAGGUAAGACUGAAGGAAUUAAAAUUAAAACAUGUCGGAUGAGGAUGAGCCAGUAGUUGUGCCCACUGGCAAGACUGUGCAUUAUGGGAGUUUAGAGGUGGUAGAGCUUGCCAGGCAGGUAGGCGAAGUUCCAUCCAAAGAUGCAUUAGAGGCUGCUAAAGAGGCAGGGCACAUCAAUAUUUCAGAAGGAGGACAUUUUGACUUAGAAGCAGCAGAAGCAGAGAAUCAAGCAGAAGUGCUUGCAGAAUUUGAGAAGAGAAAGAGGGCACGCCAAAUACAUGUUUCCACAGAUGAUUCAGAAGUCAAAGCUACUCUUAGACAGUUAGGAGAACCAAUAUGUCUCUUUGGUGAGGGGCCUGCUGAGCGGAGAGAGAGAUUGCGACAGUUGCUUGCUGUACUGGGAGAGGAUGCCAUUAAGCAGAAAAAAACAGAGAAAGAAAUUGAAGUGACAAAAAAAGAGGAGCAAGAAAGUGAAAAUGUGACCUGGUAUCAUGAAGGACCAGAGUCUUUGAAGGAGGCAAGAUUCUGGAUUGCAGAGUUCUCUAUUCCACGGGCAAAAAAGAGAGUGCAGAAGCAAAAGAAUGAAAAACUUAUACCACAGGCCAUGAAAAACGCUCAGCAACAAGAACUGCAAAAACGAAUUCGUUCAAUCACAAAUGACUGCAGUCAAAUCGGAGACAAUCGUCCAUUAUCUUACUGCAGCUUCAGCCCAAACUCUCAGAUGCUAGCUACAGCGUCAUGGUCAGGUCUUUGCAAGCUGUGGUCCAUACCAGACUGUAAGUUCAUCCGUAAUCUAAGAGGGCACAACUGCAAUGUGGGUGGGAUAGUGUUUCAUCCACAAGCAACAGUGGGUCUCUCAGACACAUCAUGCUGCAUGGCUUCCUGUGGUCAGGAUGGUUCAGUCAAAUUGUGGAAUCUUGUGGAUGAGGAACCAGUAGCUGACAUAGAGGGCCAUGCUCCUUAUCGUGUCUCUCGUUUGAAGUAUCAUCCAUCAGGUCGUUUCUUGGGCACCUGUUGUUUUGAUCACUCCUGGCGCCUGUGGGAUCUGGAGGUGCAGGAGGAAGUCUUACAUCAAGAAGGUCACAGUAAACCUGUCUACGACAUCAGCUUCCAGAUAGAUGGUGCCCUGGCUGUCACUGGGGGUCUUGAUGCAUAUGGGCGGGUGUGGGACCUGCGAUCAGGCCGCUGCAUCAUGUUUCUUGAAGGACAUCUUCAGCCCAUUUUGUCAACGGACUUCAAUGAUGAUGGAUUUCAUGUAGCAACAGGCAGUGAGGACAAUACAGGCAAAAUCUGGGAUCUUCGACAGAGAAAAUGUGUCUACACUGUGCCAUCCCACACUAAUCUUGUCUCAGUAGUCAAAUUUCAGCCUCAUCAUGGUAAUUAUCUCAUUACUGCAUCCUAUGACAAUACAACCAAGAUCUGGGGUAACCCAAAUUGGGCACCUUUGAAAACUUUAGCAGGUCAUGAGAGCAAGGUCAUGGGCAUGGACAUUUCACCAGAUCUCAAGUACAUUGCCACAUGUUCCUACGACCGCACAUUUAAACUGUGGGUGUCUGAGUCUCAAGGAGGAAUUUGAUACAAGCAUCAUAUGCUCAUUAUCAUUUUGUCAGAUAUCAUGUCAGGACAAAAAAAAAUUAAAUCUAGUUCUGUCGCAAAGAUGAGAGAGAAUGAAAAAUGAGAGAAUGACUAGGCGUGGAAACUUUAAUUGCAUAUUUUUGUAAAGUGAAUAAAACUUUAAAAAAGCGA
This is a messenger RNA of Pomacea canaliculata, 1931 nucleotides long. RefSeq names its product U4/U6 small nuclear ribonucleoprotein Prp4-like. Gene Ontology annotation, cellular component: U4/U6 x U5 tri-snRNP complex. Lineage: Eukaryota; Metazoa; Mollusca; Gastropoda; Architaenioglossa; Ampullariidae. Gene Ontology annotation, biological process: mRNA splicing, via spliceosome. Bases 217 to 1761 code for a protein of 514 amino acids. Gene Ontology annotation, molecular function: U4 snRNA binding; protein binding; U6 snRNA binding. The record is from RefSeq and is a predicted model, not a curated record. The transcript has 16 exons.